Thamnophis elegans (Western terrestrial garter snake) is the source of this 3486-nucleotide messenger RNA. RefSeq names its product activating transcription factor 6 (gene ATF6). Gene Ontology annotation, molecular function: DNA-binding transcription factor activity, RNA polymerase II-specific; RNA polymerase II cis-regulatory region sequence-specific DNA binding. Lineage: Eukaryota; Metazoa; Chordata; Lepidosauria; Squamata; Natricidae. The coding region runs from base 85 to 2040 and encodes 651 amino acids. The record is from RefSeq and is a predicted model, not a curated record. Gene Ontology annotation, cellular component: nucleus. The transcript is spliced from 16 exons. Gene Ontology annotation, biological process: endoplasmic reticulum unfolded protein response; regulation of transcription by RNA polymerase II.
UCGAGGGGCGGGGAUUGCGAGUAGGAUGAGUGUAUAUACUUUUACGUACCUCACGAGCUUGGUGUGCGGUCCCGGAAGACGGAGAUGUCGGCUGCGAUGACGGCGUCUGUCGCCGGCUGGCCCUCCGGAGAGCCCAGUCUCGAAUGGGAAUCUCUUCUCUUCAGUGAAAUUGGUGAUCUCUUAGGAGAAGAUGAACUUCAACUAGAUGUUGAGAAUGAAACCUAUGAAAGCAACCUUGGUGAUCUUGACUUUGAUUUAGAUUUGAUGUCUUGGGAUUCAGAUGCAUGGGAUAUUAUGAAGCAGACCCCAUCAGAUAUAGAGUGCAAAGCAGAACCUCUCUCACCAACUGCUUCAACAGAUUCAGUUCCUUCUCCUUUACCUGUGGACUCUCCAGUACAACAUGUACCUGAAGGUGUGGAGUUUGGCACUAAUUCUCACUUAUCCACUGCAUCGUUAUAUGACAAACACAGCUCCAAAUCAUCAUUACUGCCAGAGCAAACUGAGAAGUCCCCACCUAAAACUACGCGUUGUUCAGCAAAUGGAUUGUCAAUGACCCUGAAACGAAGUAAUCGAGCAGCCUCAAAACCAUUAAUUCAGCCCAAGCCUCUGUUGGGAGCCUUCUGUGAAACUCAGCCUAGUCACCAGGCAAAAGCCAUUGUCAUUCCAGCUCUUCCCGCACUCCUGACCCUGCCUAAGCAGCAGCCAGUGGUUACAAUUCAGCCAGCACCUCCAAAAGGUCAGCCACUAAUGCUUCCUCAGCCUGCUGUGGUUCACCUUCAGACGUCUGGAAUCCUUCCGGCUUCAAAUCCAGCCAUUGCUGUUAGUGGUGGAGUAAAACCAUUAACAGGUCACACCAUUAGGGUUUUACCACAAUCAGUAGGAAAGAGUUUGACCAGUGGGAACCUAACAGACGUUAAGCCGGUUCUUCACGCCACUUCCUCAAACACAAACAUGGAUAUGAAUGUUCUAAAACGGCAGCAGCGCAUGAUAAAAAACCGGGAAUCUGCUUGUCAAUCACGGAGGAAGAAAAAGGAAUAUAUGCAGGGUUUAGAAACUAGACUGAAGGCUGCUUUGUUAGAAAAUGAUCAUCUGAAAAGAGAGAAUGGUUCACUGAAGAGACAGCUGGAUGAGCUGGCAGUGGAGAAUCAGAAUCUCAAAGGCUCCCCUCCAAAAAGAAGAGCAAUCUGUGUGAUGGUGGUGUUUGCUUUUGUAAUGCUGAAUUAUGAUCGGCUAAGUGGGUUUGAAUGGGGACCUGAUUCUGCUGAACAUCCUGCCAGCACUGGCUACCAAAAUCGACAUCUUCUUGAAUUUUCUGCAAGCAGGCCCCAGGAAACAGAUGGCAAGAAUAAUGACGGAUAUAAGCCAUCGGUUUCGGAUAACAAAGCACUCAUGGUAGUUACUGAGGAACCAAUAAUAUAUGUUCCUCCCCAACCCUGCCAGCCAUUUAUCAACAGGACAAAAUCACUCAGGUUAAGUCAUGAACUAAGAGGUUGGGUGCAUAGACAUGAAGCAGAAAGAACACGAUCAAGAAGGAUGUCAAAUAAUCAGCAGCAAAAAGAGCAGACUGUCCAGAGUGCUUCAGGAAAAAAUUCUGAACUAAUGACUCUUCCAUAUACAGACAACAGUGUUGGUAGGAAUUCAGGAAGUGAGCUACAGGUUUAUUAUGCUUCGCCACGAAAUUAUCAAGAUUUUUUUGAUGCCAUUCACAGAAGGGGAGAUACAUUCUAUGUGGUGUCAUUCCGUAGGGAUCAUCUGUUGUUACCUGCCACCACGCACAAUAAGACCAGGCGACCAAAGAUGUCAAUAGUGUUACCAGCAAUAAACAUCAGCGAGAAAAUAAUUAAUGGGCAAGACUAUGAAGUUAUGAUGCAGAUUGACACCGAAGUCAUGGACACCAGGAUCCUGCACAUCAAAAGCUCAACCAUCCCACCUUACCUUCGAGAUCAGCAGAGGAACCACACAACAUCCUUCUAUCAUUCUCCUCCAACCGUUCCAGAGGCAGCUCCAGCUGUGAGAACAAUCACUGAAUCACCCCAGUAGACUCUCCAAAGGAGGCUUUCAUACGUGCUCUGGGAUAGGCGACCCACGUAGGUUUGCCAUGGUAGUGUCAGGGGCAGCCUCGUGUCUUAGACAACAGCUUGCGGUUUCUGGGUCUCAGGAUUUUGCCUGUUUUUAGACCUAGCCAAAAAAUAGUUUCUCGCCCACUCUGUCUAGAUUAUCUGCCAUCUUUAUAAGACAAUAUUUAUGGGUCUAAGAACGCCACUUUGUUAAAAGAAAUGCUAAAAUUGCAAUGGGUAAAUUAGUGUUAUCGAUGGGAGUGAGGCUUCUGUGGGGUUAACUAAAUCCUGGGAUGGUGGGUGGGUGGGUGGGCACUAAAUGCCAUUUCUUUCCCCUGCCUUCUUAGAAAUAAAUAUCAAUUUCUUGCCAGUUUCUGCAGAAGAAAUGUAGGAGCCGCGUAUGGAUUACAGGUUGUCCCUCGUUAAUUGUUUUAAUUGUUCUACUUUUAAUUUCGGUUCAUCUGUAGAAUUUAUUCUUUUACAUUCUUCAUUCAACCUUAUUCUGGGUUCUCUUUCCUGCUUCUUUUUACCAGCGGGGAAAGGAGGGAGAAAAUAAGGAACUACAGGCUCUUGUUAACCGAAUUAGAGUUUAAGCCGUUCUUUGUCGCCCUCUCUAUUUUCAGUACUUUUUCAUUAUUUUAUUCAGUCUCUGGACAAAGUACUAUAUCCUACAUCGGCUUUUCCUGGUACUUUUCAUUAUACAACAAAUGCCCAACCCAGCUGUUUUAAAUUUGUUACAUAAGAUACAGAUGUUUUGUUGAUACCACCCUUUUAACUAUGUGCAAAUUUGUAAAGUAUUGUUACUGGGGAAUUGUUUCUAGUACUAUUAUGGAAAUUAAAAUUCUCCCAGAGUGUAUCUGAAACCAGUUUCACGGGCACCUAUUGACCGAGACUUGCAACAUUAUUAAUGAAGAGCUUUGUUCUGAACACUAACACUUUUAUGACUUUGGACUAAAGGGAAUGUACUGGAAUUGGAGCAAGUGGUGCUUGUCUAUUGGCCCAGGUUCCAUAGAAGAGACCCAAAACCCAGAUAUUCCAGAAAGAAGCAAUGUUCAUGUGUGUGCAUCUUCAUGAGCUUCCUGCAUGAAUUUGCUCAUAAGAAUAAUUUAUGUCCUCUGGUUUGGCAACAAUAAAAAGGGUGGGUUGUAGUGGAAAGGCCCCCAUUCAUAUUGAGAGCACUAGAUCGAUGAGAACAGGUUCUCUGCCUUUUCCACUCCGCCUCUUUCAUUGACAUAGUUCAUGCCCACAUUGGGCAUAUAGACUACCCACAUUGGGCAUAUACUUUGAGAUUGGAACAAGAGUGCGUUGGCCGAUGCAUAUAGAUCUUUGCAGGGGAUACGAAUUAGAGCAUAGUUCUGCAUAAGCUAAAGUAUUUAUUUCUGAUCAAAUAUCUGAGCCUCCUUUCGAUGUAAAUAUCCUCAGGGCAGAU